GGGGCCCGCGGGGUCGGGCGACACGGCUGGCGGAUGGCGUCCCUCCUCUCUACCCUCCCCCUCUCUCUGUCGCCGGUGGUGGCUUUCUCCACUUGUCUCCCGCAAUUGCGAGCGACGGUCCUCAGCGCGAUCUCCCUCGAGCCACCUUCGAAUGACGCCCUCCCGCUGCCCGCUGCCCGCCCCAUCUGUGCGCAUCUUGGGCCCCAGCCUUUGCAAGCGCCCUUGUCGUCUGGGUUUCGCCAGUUGGGGCUGUGCGCGCUCCUGCCCUUCUUGGGGUUUUGGGCCGCGGCACUGCCGCGCGCCCGCGGUCCCGGCCUCUCCCUGGAUCGCGCUGUCCCCUCUCCCUCGCGCGCCCCCACUCCCGUUACUCGCUCCCCCCCCCCACAUACUGGCGCGCGUGCGCAGUCCAUCUCCCGUUGGGAGAGUGCGCCACAAGGGCUCCUGAGCUCUUACCCCCAUCUCUGGAUUUUGCUCCCUCCUUCUCCUCUCCCAUUCCAUGACUUUUUGCCCCCACUGCAAGCGAGUCAGUCCAUCAGCUCCAUUCCCCACUUGGCAGGAACAAGUUGGGGGUUAGUGUCCACCCACAAAAAGGACUAGACACUAUGUUCCUAGGUCCCACAACUCAUCAUAAAGAGAUGGUUGUAGUUCUCAUCAGGAACCGUGGGCUAGGGACUGUGCGUUCCUCAGCACUCGAAGCUCUUCCGUGAGACCAUGCCCGCAGGGUGCUCUGGUUCUUUGGGGAUGCUGUACUGUGGCUUCGGAAUAUGAGCGUCUUCCCACCCUCCCUCCCCUCCCUUCGCCAGCGAUCAUCCAGUUACAUAAGUGGAAUGGGACUUUGUAUGUAAUGGGCUCUCUUGGUCCUGGAGUGCUCAGGAUCUCCAGUACCAAACAUCGCUAUGACUCCUCUGUCAAUUAUCUCUGAAAGUUCAUUCUCUUUUUAGUUCGGUUAUGACUGAAUCACUUAAAAUAAAACACAGGUGACUUUUAUGUGUCAGUAGCAAUGUUUCUGAGGUUUUGCACUAAAGGUUUAAUCAAUCGUGGUGGAGUCUAAAAAGAUUCGGUUUCACAAGAAAGACCCUGGUGUGACAUUGUUAAGUAUGGACCCCCGCAGGGCAAAGCUUGCUAGGGAAUACCUCUGUGCUAGUUCUUUGUAUGUUCCGGUAAAGGUUCAUCAAAACAAAAAUGGGCUCCACCAUAAAAUUGAUAUUCCUGACUCAUAGUCAGGGAGAUAUGUACUCCUGGUUAAUUUUCCAGGAACACAAAUGGGCUCUGUUGAGUCAUUUGCAUGUCGUCUUCAGUGUUUGGAAUCAUUACCCCAAACAGUGAGACAAUAAUCUCAAAUAUAGGGUUGUUGAUGGCGAUCAUGAAACAGAAUGAACUAAUUUAUAGUGCUAAGUGACUGAGAUGUUGUAGGACUCUCACAAGUUCUAGAUGUUUUUGAUAUACUACGUAAAUGAAACCAAUUUGGGCCUGGGUAGUAAAAUUUCACUAAUAGGUAAAUUAUUAUUGUAUUUUGGGUUUGUGGUUGGAUUUAUGUGAAUCUCAGCAAUUUCAAUUAAUAACAUGAUUUAAGCUGAUGUCUUAGGUUCUUUGAAAUAUGUUGGAUCUCUAUAAAAAAAAGUUUGGACUGUUAGGUCCUUGGGGAAUUUCCACCAAGGAUUUGGAAAAAUAUAUUUAUAGGCUUUGGUUUUUUGUGUGUUUGUUUUUAACUUCAAAUUCAAGUCAUACUCAGAAAGCCUAGAAAACACUUGCUUUUAUCUUCUUACCUGGGUAUGUCAGAACCUUAAAGAAUCCACACACUUUAAAAGUACAAAUGAUCUAAAAUGAGUUAAUACACAUAACCCAUUCAUUAAACAAAUUGCUGACCGACAGACAGAGUGCAUUCACUUUCACAAACACACCCAAAAGAUUUCAAAGUUUAUACAUUUGAGCCUGAGCUCAGAGUCGAAACCUUUACUUUGUUUUCAUAUUCUGUAACAUGUUUGCUUCCUCAGGUGCCCCUCGGGUUAGCUAUUUGUUUUACUCAUAGCUCUUUAAACAUUGUAAGCAACUUUUAAAACAGUUUCCUUUCAAAGUUCCUGUUGACAUCUGAAGUUAGUGUGUCCUAAGAAUUUGAAGAAACUAUAUGACUUUCUUGCUAGUAUUGAUCUAUCACACAUGCCUAUUUCCUUUCCAUGAGAAUGUGUCUUGAGUGCUUUAAAGCUACAGUAACAGGUUCCUCUUUCACUGAAGAAGAAAGCAUCAUGUAGACGUUGUACUCCAAGGAUUAUUUUUUUCCUUUUUGUUGUUAUUGUUAUACUGGUGGUUAGACCCAGGACUUCAUGCUUGCCAGGCAAUCACCUCAUAUCCUUAGCUGCCUUCUGUUUUUUGUGCUGUUUGAAUCCUGAGGUACACAUGACCACAAAGACCACACGUAGACCACAAAGGUUUUGGAAGCUUAUUAUAUGUUUUUGCAAUCUGUGUUUGUAUUUUCCAGAUAGAGUUGUUCCCUCUGCCUGAUCUGCUUCUAUGAAGCUUAAUCUAUUGGGGACAGGGAGACAAAGCUAUGGAGUUUGAAGGAAAAACCUGCUAAAUUCUAUGUUCUAGUGCCCCAACUCCACCCAUGCACUCCUGAGAAGGUUUUUUUUAACCUAGAAUAAAGAGCAGCAGUGGUAAACUUGUUAGUUUGUUUGCAUGGUAAAUGAUGUGUCCUGGAACCUGUUGUCUUUUCUAAGGGUGAAAUCUUUCUAAAGGUGAAAUCAGUGAGAAUCUUUUUUUAUUAAUUAUUUUCAUAUAUUUCAUCCCAACUGCAUUUUCCACUCCUCUCCUCCCAGACCCUCCUCCCUUCCCCUUCCCCAUCCACUCCUUUUCCCUUCAGAAAAGGGCAGGCCUCCUAGGGAUAUCAACCAAACAUGGCAUAUUAAGUUUCAAUAAGACUAGACACUUCCCUCAUACUAAGGUGGCCCACUAGAAGGAAAGGGAUUCCAAAAGUAGCCAAAAGUGUCAGAAAGAGUUCCCCACUCCCUCUAAUAGGAGUCCCACAAAAACAGGUCACUCAUUGGGGAAUCUUUUAAUUGGCUAAGCAGUUUACCACUAGCGAACUAGACCUGGGAAACAUAGAAUCAUGGACAAUGACAUUGUUAGUAGCCAGUGUUUUAAGCACAGCCUUGACUGGAGUGUGGCAGAAUACAUUUUAAUCACCUGUUCUAGUAACAUCUGUGCAGAUCAAGCCAUGUGACUGACAGAAUCAACCUUUUUAGUUGGGUAGAGAACACUAUUGUUCUUCCAAGGGAAAGACAUUGUCCUCAGCACCCAUCACAGCCUUUUAAAAUCACUGUUGUCCAAUUAGAGAACUGCACCUGCUCAUUAUUUUAGGGAGGACCAGUGUGAAUCCAGUGGCUCCCUGUUUCUGGGGCUUUCUUAGACAGAAGGUGUGUGUGCUCUUCUGCUUCCUACAAUCUCUUCUGCCUUUCUCUUCCAAGGAACAUUUUCCUUUGAAAGUUUGACUUCAACCACUUUCAUGGAAACUAUAGUGUAUAGAAUGUCUGAAUGGUGGCAAGACUCAAGAGAAGGCAGACAUGCCCACCACCAUGUUAAACGGCAAAGUAUGGCCUUCUCCUGGACACUUUGCUAGCUCUGCUGGUACUGUGGAUGUCUGGACUCUCGUUACUGGCCAAGUCUCAGUACAAGUGUGCUUAUCUUUUCCUAAGAGCUGGGGGUAUUUUAGUAUGAAUAUUUUUGUUGGAUUUUCACCUAACUGUAUUUAUUUUUAGCUUUUUUCUCAUGAAAUCUCAAACUUUUUUUUAAGAACUUAGAAUAAAGAUUAGUCCAGCUUCCAAUGAAAUAGGGGCUGAAGAUAUAGGGCAUAGUCAUUUGCUUCACAUGUGCAAGGCACUGAUUUCAGUUCCAUCCUUACAAAAAAUAAAAUUGCAGGUAGGUAAAACUGUGGUCUUGAGAAGUUGUGACUUUGUAGGCCUUCUUAAACAAGGCACUGGUUUGAUUUUUAUUAGGUUGCUAUCCAAAACUAAUUAAUUUUGGCAUUUCAAACUGUUCCAUAACUUAAUUCUAUGAUUUAAGAAAUUAUGGGAGUGAAGAGGUUUUGCUGAGCCUUAAAAGAUAACUGUAAGCAUCAUCAAGGGACUUGGUUGCUGUUGCCCUUCCUCUGGAUUCGACCCCAUGAGUGACUAUAAUAGUCUUAAGUUGUACAGUAUAAGCCUUUCUUUUAGUGUAAAGAUAAAAGUGUUAUUACUGGCAGAGCCAAGUGUCUGAAAUUACAUAUUUAGGCAGUUUAGGCUUUAACAAGGAAAUGAUGAUUAGCUUGAUGGCAACAGCCUUAUUGAACAUAUGUGCAAAAACAAGAGAGACUGAAGCAGGAAGAUCUGAGUUUGAGGACAGCUUGAACUACAUAACAAAACUGCCUCAAAAAGCAACAAUAGAUAUAUAUAGAGAGAGAUGGCUCAGCAGUUAGGAGCACUGGCUUAUUUUCUAUUACCUUUGUAGAAGCUCACAAUGGUCUAAUUCUAGUCCGAGGAUCCAUCUUCUGGCCUCCACAGGCACUACAUGUGGGUAGUGCGCAGACAUACAUUCAUACAAAUGCUCAUACACAUAAAAAUAAAUAAAAUCUCAAAAAAAUUAAAGAAAAACAAUAACAAAAAAAUCAAAAGAACCCAUCAACUCAAUGUGUUACAGACAUUGAGAUUUACUGAUUUGAGAGGCUUACAGUAAUUGGUUAGAGAAGGAUUUAUAUAGUUUGGAUGAUGGCUUUGGAUCUCCUGGUGCUUUUUGUCUUUUAUCUCAAGGUGAAAACCCCUUUGUGUGAUGUUAGAGCAGUUCCUUGCAGCUUUGACUGCUGGAAGCAGAAGAGAGACUUUUGCCUCUGGAUUUGGUUGUGUUCUUUUUGAGGCUCCAUAAAAAUACAGACUCACCAGUUCCUGCUUUGAUGUGACAUGUGACUCCCCAGAAUACACCUUGCUUCUGUAGACCAGCUCCAACAGGAUUCCAUGGUAGCUGGGAUGUUAGGGCUCAGGGAGGAAAAGUCAGAAGACCAGGAUCUCCAGGGCCUCAAAGAGAAACCCCUGAAGUUUAAGAAGGUGAAGAAAGACAAGAAGGAAGACAAAGAGGGCAAACAUGAACCACUACAGCCUUCAGCCCACCAUUCUGCAGAGCCAGCAGAGGCAGGCAAAGCAGAGACAUCAGAAAGCUCAGGCUCUGCCCCAGCAGUACCAGAAGCCUCUGCUUCUCCCAAACAGCGACGUUCCAUCAUUCGUGACCGGGGACCUAUGUAUGAUGACCCCACCUUGCCUGAAGGUUGGACGCGAAAGCUUAAACAGAGGAAGUCUGGUCGCUCUGCUGGAAAGUAUGAUGUAUAUUUGAUCAAUCCCCAGGGAAAAGCCUUUCGCUCUAAAGUAGAAUUGAUUGCAUAUUUUGAAAAGGUGGGAGACACCUCCUUGGACCCUAAUGAUUUUGACUUCACUGUAACUGGGAGAGGGAGCCCUUCCAGGAGAGAACAGAAACCACCUAAGAAGCCCAAAUCUCCCAAAGCUCCAGGAACUGGCAGGGGUCGGGGACGCCCGAAAGGGAGCGGCACUGGGAGACCAAAGGCAGCAGCAUCAGAAGGUGUUCAAGUGAAAAGGGUCCUGGAGAAGAGCCCUGGGAAACUUCUCGUCAAGAUGCCUUUCCAAGCAUCACCUGGGGGUAAGGGUGAGGGAGGUGGGGCUACCACAUCUGCGCAGGUCAUGGUGAUCAAACGCCCUGGCAGAAAGCGAAAAGCUGAAGCUGACCCCCAGGCCAUUCCUAAGAAACGGGGUAGAAAGCCUGGGAGUGUGGUGGCAGCUGCUGCUGCAGAGGCCAAAAAGAAAGCUGUGAAGGAAUCUUCUAUACGGUCUGUGCAGGAGACUGUGCUCCCCAUCAAGAAGCGCAAGACCCGGGAAACCGUCAGCAUUGAGGUCAAGGAGGUGGUGAAGCCCCUGCUGGUGUCUACACUUGGUGAGAAGAGUGGAAAGGGACUGAAGACAUGCAAGAGCCCUGGGCGUAAAAGCAAGGAGAGCAGCCCCAAGGGGCGCAGCAGCAGUGCCUCCUCACCACCUAAGAAGGAGCACCAUCAUCACCACCAUCACGCAGAGUCCCCAAAGGCCCCCAUGCCAUUGCUUCCACCUCCACCCCCACCUGAGCCUCAGAGCUCUGAGGACCCCAUCAGCCCCCCUGAGCCUCAGGACUUGAGCAGCAGCAUCUGCAAAGAGGAGAAGAUGCCCCGAGCAGGCUCACUGGAAAGCGAUGGCUGCCCCAAGGAGCCAGCUAAGACUCAGCCCAUGGUUGCUGCCGCCGCCACCACCACCACCACCACCACCACCACAGUUGCAGAAAAGUACAAACACCGAGGGGAGGGAGAGCGCAAAGACAUUGUUUCAUCCUCCAUGCCGAGGCCAAACAGAGAGGAGCCUGUGGACAGCCGGACGCCCGUGACCGAGAGAGUUAGCUGACUUUACAUAGAGCGGAUUGCAAAGCAAACCAACAAGAAUAAAGGCAGCUGUUGUCUCUUCUCCUUAUGGGUAGGGCUCUGACAAAGCUUCCCGAUUAACUGAAAUAAAAAAUAUUUUUUUUUCUUUCAGUAAACUUAGAGUUUCGUGGCUUCGGGGUGGGAGUAGUUGGAGCAUUGGGAUGUUUUUCUUACCGACAAGCACAGUCAGGUUGAAGACCUAACCAGGGCCAGAAGUAGCUUUGCACUUUUCUAAACUAGGCUCCUUCAACAAGGCUUGCUGCAGAUACUACUGACCAGACAAGCUGUUGACCAGGCACUCCCCACAACAACAACCCCCUCCCUCCUCACCCCACCCCUAUCCCCUGUGUGCUCAUUAGAGAGGGCAAUUGAGAGGACACUCCCAUUUUUGGUGCCACUGAUGCCCUGUCCAUAGCUUCCCUGACUUUUACACCACCCCAACUCCCAAUCUGAGGGACUGGGAGGUGUGACGCAGGAGAAACUAUAUAGGACUCUUGGGAGAAGACUAUAGAGUUGGCAAGUGAUUGCGCCCCAGUAAUUCCAACUGUGGUAGCACAAGUCUGGCUCCACACCAACCCAAUCCAAAACUGACAAGGACAUUUUGCAAAAAAUGAAAGUGGCAUUUGUCUGAUCCAGCUCUGGCAUGGCUAGAGAUGAGUCUUAAACUGUUGGCUUAUAAACUGGCCUGAGCAACAGAAGAGGAUGGCCCAGAGUAAAGUGUCAUCAUCUGUUCACAAGGCAUGCUCCCCUAGAAGUUCAUGCUAAAGAAGUGCCAUGGAGGCAGCAGGACAAAGUACAGGCUAGGUGGAGUCAAGCCAGGCCUAGUGCCACAGAGCAAGAGAGCAGUCUCUGACUAGUAGUUAAGGGGGAAGAAAGAAAAAUAUUCUUCCAAUUGCUUUCCAGUUCUCCUUUAGGGACAGCUUAGAAUUAUUUGCACUAUUGAGUCUUCAUGUUCCCACUUCAAAACAAAUAGAUGCUCUGAAAGCAAACUGGCUUGAAAUGGUGACACUGUCCCACAAGCCACCAGACAAUGGCAGUGUUCAGAACUACCUGUAUAUGUAUAUACCUGGGCUUGUUUUAAAGUGGGCUCAGCACAUAGGGUUCCCACGAAGCUCCGAAACUCUAAGUGUUUGCUGCAAUUUUAUAAGGACUUCCUGAUUGCUUUCUCUUUUGUCCUUCCAUUUCUUCCUUCCAUUUCAUGUUUUCAUUUCUUCCCCUAGCUUCUAGUUGUUUCUGUUCCAGGCAGCUGCAGUGCCCAACCACAUGCUUACCUGACAGCAGUCAGCUGCAGUCCUAGGAUUCUCUCUGCCCUUUAACUUCCCAGUGCCAGUGCCAGGUAUCAUGUUUAACCUUGAGCAAGCGAUGGGCUCUUCUGAGCCCUCCCUAGCCUCUGUGAAGAACAAGAAGGUAGGAAGCUCUUGCUCUUGCUAAGAAAAAAGUCAAAAGGCUUUCAGACCCUAAACAAUAAGUCUUUUUACCUUCUACUUUAGAAAAGUGGACUAGAGCAUCUGGGUCACAUGUGGUAGCUCAAGGAGAUACAGAGGCCCAUAUGGCCUGCCAGAAUCAUUGCAUGGCCCAACAGGGGCUCCAGGCCCAUUACCCUCAACCCUACUCAGAAGUCUAAUGCCAAGCUUAGUGUGGGCAGGGUACCUGUCAGGACAGAUGGAGACCUGAGCAUGGAAUGACACCAGGGCCCCUGGCCCUUCUUCUGACGUGCGCGCGUGCGCGCACACACACACAGACACACACACACACACACACAAGUUUUUUUCUAGUGGGAUUCUUAACCUCUUGCUCACUGGGGACUGGGCAGUGUCAGCACAUCCCAUAUUUCAACCUCUGCUCCAUAAGUAUAGUGGUGAAUUUUAUAAACUUGACUUUGCUGUGGGAUUUUAAUUGGUCAGUUUUCAUUUGGGAUUUAACCUCUGUUCAGGAAGUCCUUAUCUAGCUGCAUAUCUUCAUCAUAUUGGUAUAUCCUUUUCUGUGUUUACAGAGAUGUCUCAUAUCUAUCGAAAUCUGUCUGACUGAGAAGUACCUUAUCAAAGUAGCAAAUGAGACAGCAGUCUUACGCUUCCAGAAACACCCACAGGCACGUCCCAUGUGAGCUGCUGCCAUGAACUGUCAAGUGUGUGUUGUCUUGUGUAUUUUCACUAACGUUCCCCAGCUUCCUUCCUGCGGUGUAAUCAUGGAAGAGUGAAACAUCAUAGAAUUCGUCUAGCACUUCCUGGCCAGUCUUUAGUGAUCAGGAACCGUAGUUGACAGUUCGAAUUGAUAGCUUAAGAUACAACCAUGUUUGUCUCUUAUGGAAUGGUUUUAGAACUAAGUGAGAGAUCUUGCCCCAUUCUGUUUGCCGAAUCAUAGCUGGACUUUCUAGUGUAUUUGUAUCCAUUUCCUUGUGCUAUAAAAGCAAACCCUGCAACCAGCUUUCUGUCAGGCAAUCCUUUUGCCUGCUCUGCUUUUGAUCCUCUUAGUCUUGCUUCUGAUUCCUCCCUGGAGAGGGAGGAGGGGUUGGAAGAGGAACUCUGGAGGGUCCAGGAUAUGUCCUUCUGAACUCCUGCUUCUUCCAAUGACAAAAGGCCCCUGCAACCCCACCCCAACCUGCCCCAUGCACUCUUCAAGGACACUUUUCCAUACCCUUAUAGCACCUAGCCAGGUUGACACCAAGUUGUCUAUUGUGGUUUGCUUGGGAUUUUGCCUGUUAUGCUUACUUAGUCCAAUAAAAUGGACUCCUAAGUUGGGGAUCCCUCAUCCUUGGAAGACAACCUAGAUUGAUUAGACAUUUACAGUUGGGAUCGAAGCACUUUGGGUGCCAUUUUCUUUUAUUUGGGCUUUAUCUACAGCCCCCUCACUCCCCCACUUUCCUGUAUGUAGAACUGAUUUCAAAACUGCAGGUGGUGGUACCUGCAGCUCCUUAGGGAUUUCUUCACUUCCUCCUUCUUUCCCCAUUCCCUCAUCCACAAACUAGUCAGUCUCCUUUAAGCAGGCAGCUUUGGUGGGGUUUUUCCCCUGGAAGCCAGGGACCCUGUAUAGCUAGCUCUCAGGCUGCCUCUGCCUUGCAGUCAGGUUGACGGAAGGUUGGAGGGAAAAGCCUUAUUAAGUCAUGGGAUUCUUAACCAGCUAUGUCUGGCUCAAACCUGGAGUGUGACCUUUAUUUUGUUGUAUUUGAACAUUGUAAAGUAUGGGUGGUAUCUUUCGCUGAAUAUGUGAAGAAUACAGAAACUGACCAACAGCUUUCAGAUACCUGGGGCUAGGUCACUAAGGUCACAUCCAGUCUUCCCUACCCUCUUCUAGUUGUUAGUUACUACCUCUCCCAGAUAGAUUGCUGUAUAUCCUCCAACUAUGAUCAUCCUGGCCCAAGCUUGCCCAUUCUUGAGUCUGUCUUAACCAGUGGAACUGCUGCCCUUGAUGUGCAGUGAGUUGAGGACUCUUGGUCACAGCCAGGAUGUAGUAGUACAGCUCCUUUCUGCUGGUGCUGUAUUUCCAUAUCAAAAGGCACAGGGGAGAUCUAGAAAUACCAUCUCCGUCAGUCCAUCAGUGCCAAACAAGCCCAUGAUCCCAGCAUGGGUACAGACAAUUCUGUUCAGUGCUAUCACAACAGACUAGAGGCCAUGAACAUUGGAUGUGGGAACCAGAGCAACCGAAAUUGCUGCUGCUUUACUCAGCUUUCUGUUGCUCUGGCAGUGAUGAAACAAAGCAGUAACCAGAAACAGACUGCCAGGUUUGGCAGGGAAAGGAAUUUCCUUAGCUGACAGGACCUCUGGAUUUUAAAUAAGUUGUAAUAAGUGGAUUAAACCCAUCCAGGAAAAAAGCAAAAGAGUUGGAACUGACCAGAUAAGACCAGCCAGAUUUCAUGCAGCCCAAGUGGAGUCCAGCUGUCUGAACUCUGCAGAACUUCUCUAACUACAGUCUCCUUCCAGAGCAUUCCAGCUAGGCUCUUAAGGCUGAGGAGGCAUCACAGGUGCCAGUUCUUCAAGAAGACCUUGUACAUCAGUUGGUAGCCUAUAACUUUACCCUGGAUUGUUUGUUGAUUCAGGUUAACACUACAGAUUCUAGGGCGGAUGACUGAGACUCAGAAAAAAGCAGUUUCUAAAGUUCCUGUGGAGUGUGGGGACUAGGGCAGAUGCAGCAUGCCCCAUGCCUGAGCCAAGCCCUCUCCUCCAUCCACAUCCUUUUCUGGCUCUUUCUUCCCGCUCUCUGCUUCAGCAAACCAGCCCCACUCUGAAGAGAUUUGUUGAUUCUCUCCAUUUUUAUGUCUUUCUCUUUUAGGUACUAUAUAGAAAAGGCUUAGUCUAAUUGUUAUAAAUUGCUAGAAUACUGCCUCCCCCAGGGUCUAAAAUUAUAUGCUAAAGGGGAAAACUUGAAUACCGAAACCAGUUCUGAACAAUUUAGAAGGAAAACCUUGAAAGAAAAUUAACAAAAACUACAUUUUGAUGUUUAUGAAUAAGAGGAGACUUUUGAAAAAAUGUUGAUCUAUAAAUACUUAAUUUUGACCUGAGGUGUCUAAUGAGUGAUUUGAGCAAAGGGAGCAUCAGAGGAGAUAGAACCAGGAGCCUCUUGAAAUUUGAAGUGUUUUAGCAUUGGAAAGCCAAUCGCUCUUUGGGUAGCUGACCCCAGAAUACCACUUCUGACCUUGUCAUUUGGUAUGGAGGUUAAUGGUCUGCCAGAUGCCAAAGUUACAUGAGACUAGCUCUUGGUGCAUCAGUUCGAACACUCAGUGACCUAGAAGGCCCAGCACAAAGCGUCUGCUCUCUUCUUAACUGAGCCUGCCCCAGCACCAGUGCACAAAUUAGGGGAGGUCUGCUUCCUAUAGAGCAUCCCUCCCUGGGGCCUCCUGUCCCUUGUACUCUACCUACCCGACCUUUAGGAUCUUGGUACAUAUGAAAUGGCUGUGUGGCAAGCACUUUGGCAUGCCCCCCUAAACUUACCCUAGAGUCUCUCCCUGCCUACUUAAGCCUGUCUCUCUGCUUUCUGAGGAGGUAUUAGAGUCCGUAGAGUGGAGAGGAAAAAGAAGACAGGAAGUGCCAGGCUAGUAGUGAAAAUGCUCUGGGAGGAAAACAGGCCCCUAGGCUUUGCACAAGCAGGACUCAGCCCCUCAUGGGAACUAAGUGCCAUCUUUGAGUUUAAGAACAUUUGGACAAUUUGCAAAUGACCUUUGCUCCUUGCUCCUCUCACCUUUUAUCAGGCCCUACUUAGCACUGAGAGCAAAUGCGGUGAAAAGGUAAAGAAGUUUGGCUCCUGCCCACUGAUAGUCCUUCUCCCUGCAGUGUUUGUGUGUCAAGUGGCAAAGCUGUUCUUCCUGGUGACUCUGAUUAUAUCUAGUAACUUAGAGAUUGUAUGCAUUGGUCUGCUUUGACUCUUCUAUUCUGGGCUUUUGAUUUGUUUUUCAGUUUUGCUUUUAGUUUUCCUGUUUUUAUUUUAUGCACCAACUAGACACACAAAGCAGUUGAAUUUAUAUAUAUAUAUAUAUAUAUAUAUCUGUAUAUUGCACAAUUAUAAACUCAUUUUGCUUGUGGCGCCACACACACAAAAAAACCUUUAAAAUUAUACCUGUUGCUUAAUUACGAUAUUUCUGAUAACCAUAGAGUAGGACAAGGGAAAAAUUUUAAAAAGAAAAAAAAAGAAAAAAAACAUCUGUCUGCUGGUCAUUUCUUCAGUCCAAGCAGAUCUGUGAUCUUUCCUUGCUUCUUUCAAAGGCUUCCCUGUGCUAAGUGAAGGAAGCUCCAAGCUGCACCCAGGUUUUGUGCUUUGUUUCUACUCUGUUGUGAAAGGGGCCCCAAAAUUCUGGGUAUAGGACAGCUCAUUUCAGCAUGGGUUUGGGAGACAAGAACACUCCCUUUACAUGCUGAAGUCCAGAAUUUAGUAGGCAUAGCCUAAUCCCCACCUCUAGGGAUGGGGAGCUAGCAUGCAUGGAGGUGGCCCAACUCCCUCCCCCUUUCCCUGGCCAGGGAGAGCCUGUGUACAGUAAGUGUGGCAGGCUUUCCCUAGUUAGCAGGACUCAGAGCAUUUCAAAACCUUCAAGACUUUGCUGAAUCCAGGAACUAGAGAGGAGAUAGGAGACUUGAUCUGUCUCCAAACCCUGUAAGCUGUGCCAGGUAGAAUGCCAGGGGACUCUAGCAUCACAUCUAACAGCUCAAUGGGUCUCCUCCAGGAAGUAGUAAAGACUCCAGAAACAACCCUUUCUCUUCUCCCUGCUCCCAUGAGUAACUGCAUUUGCUUUUGUAAUUCUUAAUGAGCAAUAUCUGCUAGAAAGUUUAGCUGUAACAGUUCUUUUUGCAAAAGAAUCAUUCUUAAAUAAUUAAAAGCACCCCCCCCCAAAAAAAGUCCAGAACCUUCCAAAGCAGAGAGCAUUAUAAUCACCAGAGCCAAAAUCUGUCCCACACCUCUACCACGUCCCCUCAUUAUUGCUUCUUCUGAGGCCAGAACACAGCAGAGAUAUUUGUAGGCCCUUUGGGUGGCUGAGCUACCCUUGGAGCUCUUGAAAGAUGAGCUGGGGAAGCCUCUGAGACCCUAUCCUAGGGUCUUGUUCUAGAGAGUAAUCAGUAUUAGUAGAGCAUCACAACAUUAUUCCCCAGCCUGCAUGGGAUGGGAGCAGAAGAGGCCAAAGGGUUGUCGUCAACGGCUACUUGGCCACUGACAGGUAGGUGACCAUGUAUGUCCAAGCAUGCUUUAUGGAUUAUGUGUGAUCAGCACCCAAGUUAGCUUCAUCUGGUGACCUCUAACCCUGCCUGGAUGGAGCAGGCUACCUGGUUCAAGGUUUCUGGGCAGCUGGACAAUGGAGUGCAAAAGGCUUGCAGAACUUGAAGCCUUUUCCUUACCUUGCUAGCACGUUUCCAUUUGAUUUGUCACUGCUUCAAUCAAUAACAGACGCUCCAGAGUCAGUAGUUGAUGAAUAUAUGACCAAAUAUCACCAGGACUGUUACUCAAUGUGUGCCGAGCCCUUGUGCUGGGCUCCCUGUGUACCUGGACACUGUAAUGUGUGCUGUGUUUGCUCUCCUUCCUCUUCUUUCCUUGCCCUUUCCUUGUCUUUCUGGGGUUUUUCUGUUUGGGUUUGGUUUGGUUUUAUUCUUCCUUUUGUGUUCCAAACAUGAGGUUCUCUCUACUGGUCCUCUUUAACUGUGGUGUUGAGGCUUCUAUUUGUGUAAUUUUUGGUGGGUGAAAGGAACUUUGCUAAGUAAAUCUCUUCUGUGUUUGAAAUGAAGUCUGUAUUGUAACUAUGUUUAAAGUAAUUGUUCCAGAGACAAAUGCUUCUAGGUACAUUUUUAUUACAAACGAAGCAUUGGAAGGGAGGGGGUGGUGAAUAAGACAAGAGGGGCAAUCUGAAGAGAUGACCCCUGCCCAGAUCAGCCAGAAGCUAUCAUAAGUUAAGCACUGGAUUUCCAUUCCAAGUCAAGAGACUGAAGCUGAUGUGUUGCCAUUUUCAAAGUCAAAGCAAAACCAGCUAGCUUUUCAACCCAGUGGAUUCUUUGCUUCCCCUUCCCAGAUUAUUACUACUAUUGUAAUAAUCUAGGAGUGCCAGGAGAGAAAGGGAUAUGAGAGCAGAGCUGAGCUCACUGAGUAUGGAAAGUCUUGGCCUGAGUUUUCAGGAGGAUGCUCCACUGUGGACACAGGGAGACGACAGAAGAUGAAUUAGCCUCUCCCUGUCUGAAAUACCUCUUAAUAGAUAAGCCAAGGCCAUGAACAUUAUUGUCUCCAAGGCAUAACCAGUCAGGACACUUGUGUCAAACACUAUGAUGUCCCCUAGUGCAUAGUAAUAAUCUGAUAUCUCUGCUCCCACCAUGCCUGGGGGAUAAAAUGAUAGCAGAGACUUCUCUCCUUUGAUGCUAUCUGAUUCCCAACAAAAUCUUGACAUGAGAUACCACCUUCUCUUCCUAUGGCAAACAUCUUCAGUAAAGUGUUAUCCUCAUUACAGAUUGUUCCAGGCUCUUGUAGAGGAACAGAUCUGUGCUCCCUUGUACCCUCAUGUGAGGACAGUGCUACCUGUAGUGACCAGUUGGCUAUGGUAGUUAUUAGCUGGAAGAUCCAGACAGGGUACAUCCCCCUCCUAAAUCCAUGUUGUACUUCUGUCUGCCAGCCUGGGGGGUUGGGGGGAAGCGAGAUCUAUAGGAUAAUGCGGCCAGUGACAAGCCACCCUGUAUUUGGCACCAGCUCAAAAACCCAUCUAAGGUUGGGACAGACAAGGCAGAGAGAAAGAUUCAGGACAGAUAUAGCUGGAGGGGUCUUGAAAAGCCCUCUGUGGUAUUCACCUUCAGUUUUUGUGCUUUGGGACAAUUACUUUAAAAAAUAAGUAGGUCGUUUUAAAUACAAAAUAUUGAUUGCUUUUUUGUAGUGUUCAAAACAAAAGGUUCUUUGUGUAUAGCCAAAUGACUGAAAGCACUGAUAUAUUUAAAAACAAAAGGCAAUUUAUUAAGGAAAUUUGUACCAUUUCAGUAAACCUGUCUGAAUGUACCUGUAUACGUUUCAAAAACACACCCCACUGAACCCCUGUAACCUAUUUAUUAUAUAAAGAGUUUGCCUUAUAAAUUUACAUAAAAAUGUCCGUUUGUGUCUUUUGUUGUAAAAUCAAGUGGUUUUUCAUAAGGUUCUUUUACUAUUUGAAAAGAUGGGCAGCACGCAGUUUCAUUUUAUUUUUGUAAGUUUUUUAAUACAUGUGAAAGCAAAGAAUACUCAGCAUGCCUUUCUAAGUGAUGCGUUUGCACCUUUUGUUGGGAAGUACUGUAUCCUGUGCUGUUAGCAUUCUCGAUAAAUCUCUCUGUGAAAGUGA
Molecule: messenger RNA, 15236 nt
Organism: Rattus norvegicus (Norway rat)
Lineage: Eukaryota; Metazoa; Chordata; Mammalia; Rodentia; Muridae
Source: RefSeq, a predicted model, not a curated record